This is a messenger RNA of Penicillium diatomitis, 948 nucleotides long. RefSeq lists its product as uncharacterized. Lineage: Eukaryota; Fungi; Ascomycota; Eurotiomycetes; Eurotiales; Aspergillaceae. Bases 1 to 948 code for a protein of 315 amino acids. The record is from RefSeq and is a predicted model, not a curated record. The transcript has a single exon.
AUGUCUUCUAAUGCCUCCGGCUUCACGGCCGCGCUGCUGAAGCCAAACUCCCCGACGGCGCCCGCGCGCACACAGGUCUUCGCGGCCUUUGCCGCGGUGGCCUGGUACAAUGCUAUCGAGCUCACCGUGAUAUGCUUCAUGUCCUUCAAGCGUCGACAUGGCUGUUACUUCUGGAGCUUGCUGGUGGCAUCUCUAUGUAUCAUCACGCACUGUCUAGGCGCCGUCCUGCUGUUCUAUCCGACCGGGGCGAACCCCUACUUUUGCGUCACACUCAUGUCCCUGAGUUGGUAUGGCAUGGUGACCGGUCAAUCCCUCGUCCUGUGGUCCCGUCUGCACCUGGUCGUGCACAAUUAUCGAAUCAUCUGGGGAGUCCUGUGCAUGAUCGUGGUCGAUGCCGUCCUCUUGCAUGUCCCCACGACAGUGCUCCUGUACGGCACGAUCGCCACCCCCGUCGGCCCUUGGACUCGCGGAUACGGCAUCAUGGAGCGCAUUCAACUGGUCGGGUUCUGCAUUCAGGAACUGAUCAUCUCCGGUAUCUACAUCUGGGAAACGGUCAAACUGCUCAAGCUUCGACCGCAGGGUCGGUCCUCGGGCAUCCUGCACACCCUGCUCACCAUCAACAUACUCAUAUUGUUCCUGGACAUCGCGGUCGUCCUGAUUGAGUACAUCGGUUUCUAUGCCGUGCAGGUCCUCUUCAAACCUGUCGUCUACAGCAUCAAACUCAAGCUCGAGUAUGCGAUUCUUGGGAGAUUGGUGGCGAUUGCUCAGCCCGCUCAGACCGACCAUUACGAAGAUAUCCCAUCCAGCGCGCGGGAUGUCAAUUCGCUGCCGUCGUCGCAGGAAACACCGCCUCAUCCGCCGGUUGCCCAACGUCCGAAUCCCCGUCGCCUAUAUAGUUUCCCUUGGUACCGAGAAAGCUCUAUUCAUUCGCCAUAUGCAUCACCGUGA